Daphnia magna is the source of this 1105-nucleotide messenger RNA. RefSeq lists its product as uncharacterized. The transcript is spliced from 4 exons. The record is from RefSeq and is a predicted model, not a curated record. Bases 156 to 947 code for a protein of 263 amino acids. Lineage: Eukaryota; Metazoa; Arthropoda; Branchiopoda; Diplostraca; Daphniidae.
CCUUGAUCGUACACCAAAGAUAACCAUUUCGUACCACUAGAGGCCUAGCAGUUCUUCCGGGUGCAUUUGUAUAAAAGACGCAAAAAGUCACGGUGAAUGUCAGACGCGGCAGCAGUUUUCACUCAACAACAUCCUUUGAAAAUUUAUCAAGCAGAAUGAAGAUUGCAUUGGUACUUUUUGCGUGCUUCGUCUCCCUGACUUUGCAACAGAACGUCUUCUGGUCCUUCCCAGGAAGACGCAAUCCUUAUUAUUCCAUGUUCAGUCAUAAUGCUCAAGACGAUCUGCCCAUUGUGGCUGCCCUCGAUCCUGCCGGACAUCAACUAUAUCCAAAUAACUACGGUCGACAAGCGCCGGAUGGAAUGGAACAGCGGACCCUUGAAGGAUCUAAUCUCUAUGAAAGACUGAAGCCGAAAGCGGAAUCCAGAACAUUCGGCCUAAAUUACUUGGUUAGCGUUAUCUUGAGUUCGCUGACAGUCUCCAGCACGAGCACGACAUACACGACCACCACGUCCACCAUCACAGCUGGAACAGUGAUCACGUGUUUUACCAAGACGAUGUUCAAUGCGACCACAGCUUGCCGGAGAAAGCGAGAUGCUCUGCUGAUGAUUUCCGAAGUGUUGAUUGGCGAUUAUGACGAUCAAGAGGAACCGCUCGGCGAUGAAAACGAAUGGGAUAGUGAGUUGGAGCCUUUGCCGAGAGAAAAAAGGGACGUAGAUCCAGCCCGUUUAAUCGCAUCCUCCAAAACUGAAAGUGAUCUUCAUGUCAUUGAUGUUGCUCCCAAACAAACCGAAUCGUCAGUUGAUGGUUUCUUUCGUAAAAAUCGGUCCAUCGUCACAUCAACAUUGACUUCAUAUACGGUGUCUUAUUCAACCAGUUCCAGGAUUGUAACGAAUAUCGCUUCAGCAAGUGCCCUGUCUUGCCUGCCAUCGGGAUUUACCCUUUGCUAGUUUCAAUACCAUCAUGACGUCACUCUAUUUAUAACCAACGAAACACUUCUAUAUAGGCUAACAAUUUCGGCUGGUAAUGACUAAUUAAGACGAAAGCAUGUGGUAGACUAUUAUAUUGUAGUUACUUGAUGAAUACACCUCUUCUGCAUCUACGAAAA